CAAACUUGUGUUACAAUCUACAAACACCAUCCAUGGCAGUAACAGGAACUGGAACUGCUACCUUCUCUUCUUCAUCACUAUCAACAGUAUAUGCAUUACAAAACCGACAUGCAUCACAACACACAACCUUUCUAGAUGUUCCAAUAUGUCACAGAAUGUUCCUAACUAAGACAAAACCACAGCAUAGGUUUGUAGUGGUAGCAGUAACCAAAGGCUCAGCAGAAUCAAGUAAAUCCGAUGAAAAAAUUCCUUCAUGGGCUAAGCCUGAUUCCGAUGAACCUCCUCCAUGGGCCAAAAACGAAGCCCAAAACAAAACCGGUUCUUCUGGAUUUGAGAUUCCAUUUUAUGCUUAUUUACUUGCUUCUGCUAUCACUGCAAUUGCCGCUAUAGGUUCUAUUUUUGAGUAUGUGAAUCAAAAGCCAGUGUUUGGUGUUUUGGGAUCUGAUAGCAUAUUCUAUGCUCCUUUGCUUGGUUUUUUCGCCCUCACUGGUGUUCCUACUUCGGCCUUCCUGUGGUUCAAGUCCGUUCAAACUGCCAACAAGGAAGCCGAAGAACAAGACAAGAGGGAUGGCUAUUUAUGAUUAUAAUUAUCAGAGUACAGUACAGCUUUGUGUCCAGCUUUAUCCAUUUUUUCUUUCCACAACCCCAUCCCAAGGUUCCUUCUCCCCUUUUAGACACCUUUUUUGUUGCACUGUCCACAAAGAACUUGCACAUAAUGCUAUAUUGUAAGUCAAGAGUCCAUUGUGAAUAUUCAUGUUUUUAUAUUAAUGAAUAUCAAUGAUUAACUCAA
Messenger RNA from Trifolium pratense (red clover), 790 nucleotides. RefSeq lists its product as uncharacterized. Bases 33 to 581 code for a protein of 182 amino acids. The transcript is spliced from 3 exons. The record is from RefSeq and is a predicted model, not a curated record. NCBI's taxonomy places the organism in Eukaryota, Viridiplantae, Streptophyta, Magnoliopsida, Fabales, Fabaceae.